AGUGUAGUAAGCAAGUUACUACUUAACAAUAAAACAAAUCCCACAGACGUGUACUACCACCCAUUAGUGCAAGCACCUUCACGCCACUCUGUACGAGCAUAUUUUGGACUUAGAAAAAUUAUCAACAAUAUAAUAAAAUUCACAAUAAAACAACAACUGUCUUUUAUUUAUUAUCAACCACGACUACAACAUCAAACAAAUUGUCUGCGACCCGCAACGAUAAUAUCUCGGCAGCCACUUAUCUGCUAUUAGAACUACGAUAGUAGGUACUAAGCUGUCGAGAACAUUACACUGGCGCAGUCGAAAAAGGAGGUUCAAGGAGUUUCAAGACGAGGCGAGCAGUCAAAGCGGCGGAUUUAAAUUUCCAAAGGCGAGUCUAGCAGUCAAGGCGGCUAAAUUCAACUUCGGAGAUCCAGUACCGGCGCAGCGGCUACACCACGUCAAGCAGCUCCACGGAGGUAACAGUUGAGGUCUGAUCAACCAAGGCGACUCCGGGAUCAACGAACAAAUUCAAGACGGGCCAGCAGUCAAUCAAGAAAAUGAACACAGCAGUGGCAACAACGUUGUUAAGGGAAGUCAAGUUCGUUGUCAUGGAUUUCGAAUUUACCAAUAUGAGGAGAACAGACAUUGUACUAAUAUCAGGAGCAAUCUCAAACAGCCUAAACAAAUGUAAAAUUCGUAAGCUCGAGGGGAAACCGCUUCUCCUGCCACUCCACGAACAGAUGAGAAUUAUGACUGUUCGUGAAACACAGUUGGCAGAGAAAUCGAUAAGGCGGAUUUUUCACAACAAAAAGGAAGUGGAGACGACCUGUUUAGCGCAACUUAACAAAAGUCUGAAUUCGAAAUUAAAUAACCUAACACCAGAAUUCAUAAAAAAUUAUAUUUUGCGUGGAGAUAAAAUAAAUGUAGUGGUAUUGUUCGGGGGAUCAUACGAUAGGAAUAUUUUAAGUAGACUAGGGUUAGGACACAUAGAAGUUCUAAAUAUCAGAUGCUAUGAUUUGAAUUUCGAUGGGGACUUCUACAUGAUACUAGAAAAAUUGAGGGGAAAAAUAACUGAAAGAAUUUUCGAAUUCAAUGUAGGUAGAAUCCAGAAAAGGGGUAGGCUAUUGAACUUAACGGAAGCGCAUAGCGGCGUAUGUACACAAAAACAUAAAAUAACAUACGCUCACGACCCAAAGACUGAUGUGAGAUUUACAAAAUGCAUAUUUAACAGAAUGGUUAAGGAAUAUGGGUACCAAAAUUUGGUGAAACAAUUCCAACCUAUAUAGACAAUACCACGCACCUAGCACCACGUUGUAAAAAUAUAAUUUUUUUACGAAUUUAUAAAUUUUAUUAUAGCAAAUAACAAAGUAGCUUAAUUAACACACUAAAGUAAAUAUAUAUAGAAAAAAAAAAGUAACGCUAGAUAUUAAUAAUUAACUAACAGAAUACCACAAAUAGUAAUUUUAAUUUCAUUAAUUUCAGAAAAACAAAAGAGAAAGAAAUAACAUUAGGAAUCGGGCGGUAAAUAAUAGGGGCAUAUUUUGUCUAUUUUAUUGGAGACUGACAAAUGGUGCACUAUUAUGCACCGAACGGUUUGACCACUUAAGAAAAAUGUUGGAAUUUGAUCGUUUGGUGAUUGGUUGGGAAAAUCGUGUGAAUAGCAGAUUUUUUUAACGGGAUCACCAAGGGACCAAAUGGCCAUAAUAACUCACAAUAAGAAAUUACAAAAUCUUAUUAGUUUAGCCAGUGUCGCGGGAGGAUGCUUUGAUUUGCAGCACACUCUGGCGACACGGGUUCAAUUAGCAAGAUGAGAUCAUUACGAAAAUAGAAUAGAAUAGAAUCGAUUUAAUACUAGUCUUGAUCAUGUAAUAAAACUUGAAUACAAUAGUUUAUUGUUGGUCUGGACCUGUAGUAAAAAGAUACAAUCUAAUUACAGUAUAGGGAUAGUAAUAUUAACUAGGCAUAAAAUAUAAUGAUAUAGCGAUUAAUGGAAAAUAUAUAUA
Molecule: messenger RNA, 1985 nt
Organism: Metopolophium dirhodum (rose-grain aphid)
Lineage: Eukaryota; Metazoa; Arthropoda; Insecta; Hemiptera; Aphididae
Exons: 3
Coding region: 540-1268 (242 amino acids)
Source: RefSeq, a predicted model, not a curated record